CGCGCAAGAGACGCACAUAAGUACGCGCCCGAACCAACGGACGCUCUUGCAUUAGCCGCGCGAAUGCACUACUGACAAGCGCAGUGAGAUACGUAAUACGAUCUAUCCGUGAUCGUUAAUGUAAUUAACGAAGAUAUCGAGAGAAGUCAAGACCGUCCGUCGUUAAUCCUAAUCUUCCGUUAGUUUUUUACCGCAAAGUGCUCUAUUCGGUGUUUUCACCAAGUGUGUGUGUGUGUGUGUUUGUGCGAAUCGUCACGCGUUAUCAAAGAGAUACGCGCACGCAAUCGGUUAAUAAAUCGCGCGAUUUUAUACAUGAAAGAACGAUGCGCGCGAAUUAACGUUCGCUGUCGUUUGCGCGUGAUUUUAAUUAAUAGUAAUUCGCAAAACGUUUGUCAAUUGCGUUGUCCGACACAACGCUUUGUGUGCCAGUAACCGGUACAUGAACAAUCAUACGUGACGAGAAUCCAGAAGUCACACCAAAAACACAAAGCGCACAACUUUUCAUCGUACACACAAGAGAUACUGUGAUAAUGGCUAAUCAUGAAGAGGAUAAGAGCGAGGGCUCCGUCGAUAUGGAGGUUGAAAACAAGGAAGAAGAAUCCGAGGAACCUGAGAAAAUAAUGAUCAUAGAUCCUAGUAGCGAAGAAUUAGAUUUCAACCACUCGAGAUUAUCCAAGCUAGAAAAUCUAGAACCGUUAACACAAAUUCGGAGAUUAUGUUUCACAUGGAAUCUGAUAAAAAAGAUAGAAAAUCUCGAUACGCUUGUCACUCUGGUGGAAUUAGAAUUAAGAGAUAAUCAGAUUAUUACUAUAGAAAAUCUGGAUGCUCUUGUGAAUUUAGAGCUCUUGGAUUUGUCGUUCAAUCGUAUCAAGAAGAUAGAGGGGUUGGACAAUUUGUUGAAUCUGCAGAAAUUAUUUUUAUCGUCAAACAAGAUCACGAAAAUCGAGAAUAUCGCGCAUUUGUCGAACCUCACGACAUUAGAAUUAGGCGAUAACAAAAUACGGGAAAUUGAGAAUUUGGACGGUCUUAAGAACUUGACCAAUUUGUAUCUCGGCAAGAAUAAGAUCUCAAAAAUUCAAAAUUUGGAAAGUCUGGAGAAUCUCACGUUGCUGAGUCUACAGAGUAAUCGGAUCUCGAAGAUCGAGAAUAUCGAAGAGUUGAGGAAAUUGGAUCAAUUGUAUUUGUCCGAAAACGGUAUUACUUGCAUAGAGGGUAUGGACAAUUGCCCGGAGCUAACGACGUUAGAUCUGGCUCAUAAUAAAAUUAAGAAGAUACAAAAUUUGAAUCAUCUGGAAAAUCUCGAAGAGUUCUGGAUGAACAAUAACGAAAUCGAAGAUUUCUCCACAUUGGAGAACUUAACGUCAAACAAGAAAUUGCAGACCGUGUAUCUGGAGCAAAAUCCUAUCGCGAAGGAUCCGAGUUACAGAAGAAAGAUCAUGUUAUUACUACCGUGGCUCCAGCAGUUAGACGCGACUCUUUGCAAGAGGAUGAUGGCUCAAGAAAUCUUUCAUAAUUUCAGCAGCGAUUAAAAAAACCGUUUGCGUUAUCACGAGAUAAAUCACAAAAGCAAUUCCACUCCAAAUAAAUCCAAAACAAUUAUCUAUAUUUCUGUGCUUCCUAGUCUGUAAUAGCGUGCACUUCGAACUGCUCCUCACAAAAAAAAAAAAACACACGUGUGCAAAAAAUCAAUAUUGAUAUUUAAGGAAAGUAUAUUCUGGUUAUAUAUAUAUAUAUAUUUAAACAAAAAAAAAA
Messenger RNA from Pseudomyrmex gracilis, 1752 nucleotides. It is a transcript of the gene sds22, whose product is annotated as protein phosphatase 1 regulatory subunit 7. The record is from RefSeq and is a predicted model, not a curated record. The transcript is spliced from 5 exons. Bases 531 to 1529 code for a protein of 332 amino acids. Gene Ontology annotation, molecular function: protein binding. NCBI's taxonomy places the organism in Eukaryota, Metazoa, Arthropoda, Insecta, Hymenoptera, Formicidae.